Amaranthus tricolor (Joseph's coat) is the source of this 2709-nucleotide messenger RNA. RefSeq lists its product as uncharacterized. The record is from RefSeq and is a predicted model, not a curated record. The coding region runs from base 1 to 2709 and encodes 902 amino acids. Gene Ontology annotation, molecular function: nucleic acid binding; zinc ion binding. Lineage: Eukaryota; Viridiplantae; Streptophyta; Magnoliopsida; Caryophyllales; Amaranthaceae. The transcript is spliced from 4 exons.
AUGGUUUUGAACAGUUUUGGAAGGUUAAUGGCUGGACAAAAGUACUUGGAAUGGGAGAAGUCCUUGGAAAGGUACUUUGAAUACAAAGACAUUCAAGAGGAAGUACAAAGAUACAAGAUAGCCAAAGUCAAGCUGAAAGGCUAUGGUGAUAGUUGGUUGCAAGGAGAACAAAGGGGGCAUACCCUUAGGGGGAAAGCUUCCAUCUCUACUUGGAGGAAAUUGAAGAAAAGGAUGAGGGAUCGCUUUAUUCCUCACAAUUACAAACAAAGUCAAUAUGUAAAGUGGAGUACUUUACAACAAAGAGGCGACCCAGUUGAAGAUUACAUAAAGGAGUUUGAUAGACUCGCCAUUGUGUGUGAAGUCACAGAAAAUGAAGAGCUCAAGUUGGGGCGUUUUAUUGCUGGUUUGGAUCAAGAAUUGCAAGAGAAGCUUGAAGGUUACACCAACUUAACCUUUGUGGAAGCUUGUAAACUUGUGGUGAAAUUCGAUGCUAAGAGGAAGAAGAAGAAGUCUACUUUCAUUCCUCAAGUGGCUCGAAAACCUACCUUUCCUACCAAGGAGGGGUCUAGUCUUGUCAAACCUAAUGAUCCACCUAGGAAGGACAAGAAGGACUUCAAACUUAGUGACAUUGUAUGUUACAAGUGUGGAGGAAGAGGGCAUUUCAAGAAAGAUUGCCCAAAUUCAAGGGCCUUAACUAUGCAAGAGGUGAAGCUCAUUGCCAACCAAACUAUAGAUUGGGAAGAGUUUGAAGAUGAAGAAGGGGAGGCCGUGGGUGAAGAUGAAGAGGAGGACCAAUGCUUUCCAGAAGAGGAGGCCAAGCAAAGCCUAGUGGUGAGGAGGGCGUUGCAAGCCCAAGUUGAGGAGCCCAUAGCACCUCAAAGACAACACAUUUUCAUCACCAAGUGCAAGGUUGAAGGCGAGGUAUGUGAUUUGAUUAUUGAUAGUGGGAGUGAGGCAAAUACGGUUUCUAAAACUCUAGUAACCAAACUUGGUCUUACAACUACAAAUCAUCCAAAUCCUUAUAAGUUGAGUUGGUUAGAUUCGAAUUCCAGCACGGGGGUUAGAAAACAAAGCAUGGUUAGUUUUUCCAUUGGUUCUUAUCAUGAUUCUCAAUUAUGUGAUGUUGUGUCUAUGGAUGCUUGUCAUAUUUUACUUGGUAGACCAUGGCAAACUGAUCGAAAAUCUGUCCAUGAUGGUUAUCAUAAUACUUACACUAUAACUCACCAAGGAAAACAAAAAAAAUUACAUCCCUUACCACCCCCACGUUUUUCACAAAAAGUUAAACAAUCUAAGGAGGUGUCAUUGCUCACUCUUAAAGAAUUUGAGAGGGAGAUUGAUGGUGAGAAUGAGGUGUAUCUGUUGUAUUCUAAAGAAAUCCAUGAAAAAUUUGUGAGUCAAAACCCUAAAUUGGCUCAAUUGAUUAAAGACUUUAAAGAUGUAUUUCCUGAUGAGUUACCUAAUGGGUUACCACCUUUAAGAGGUAUUGAACAUCAAAUUGAUCUUAUUCCUGGUGCUCCUUUGCCUAACAAACCCGCCUAUAGAUGUAAUCCUUUGGAGACUAAGGAGUUGCAAAGACAAAUAGAGGAGUUGAUGAGUAUGGGGUAUGUGCGUGAGUCUAUGAGUCCUUGUGCUGUUCCUGCUCUUUUGGUUCCUAAAAAGGAGGGUACAUGGCGUAUGUGUAUUGAUAGUAGGGCUGUUAAUAACAUUACUAUCAAGUACAGGUUUCCUAUCCCAAGGCUUGAUGACAUGCUUGAUGAGUUGAGUGGCUCUAAUAUCUUUUCUAAAGUUGAUUUGAGGAGUGGCUAUCAUCAAAUUCGAAUGAGGGAAGGAGAUGAAUGGAAGACUGCUUUCAAGACCAAGCAUGGGUUGUACGAGUGGCUUGUUAUGCCAUUUGGGCUCACCAAUGCUCCUAGCACUUUCAUGAGAUUGAUGAAUGAAGUGUUGAGGCCUUUUCUAGGCAAGUUCGUGGUGGUGUAUCUUGAUGACAUCCUCAUCUAUAGCAAGCGUGAAGAUGAACAUUUGUUACAUUUAUUGGAAGUUUUCACUGUUUUAAGAAAGCAAAAAUUGUAUGGAAAACUUGAGAAAUGUAAUUUUAUGCUAUAUGAGGUCACUUUUCUUGGUUACAUUAUUUCAGGUGAAGGUGUGAAAGUUGAUCCAAGCAAGAUUGAGGCUAUUCAAUCAUGGCCUAGUCCCAAGACACUCACGGAGGUGCGCUCAUUCCAUGGGUUAGCUUCCUUUUAUAGGAGGUUCAUUCGCAAUUUCAGCACUCUCAUGGCUCCUAUAACUGAGUGCACAAAGAAGGGCUCGUUUGAGUGGACUCCCCAAGCUCAAAAGGCCUUUGAGGAGGUCAAAGAGAAGAUGUGCAACACUCCAAUCCUAGCACUUCCAGAUUUCUCAAAGCCAUUUGAAGUUGAGUGUGAUGCAAGUGGGAGGGGAAUUGGUGCCGUUUUGAUUCAAGAAGGGCGUCCAAUCGCUUAUUUUAGCGAGAAGUUGAGCCAAGAUCUUACGCCUUUUCCUACACCUUUGAAGUUUAGUCAUGAUGCCGAGUCUAGAGCUAAUGAGAUCCAAAAGUUGCAUAAACAAGUUGUGGAAAAGAUUGAGAAAAUGAAUGAGAGGGUUAAGGAAAGAGUGGAUCAAAAGAGAAAAGAAGUUUCCCUCACCCUUGGGCUGAAUCCACGACCUUCCUCAAGGCUUCACUCGCUCUUGUAG